GGUGCCCAGAUACCUUUGUGGCGGGGGCCGCGGGGGAAGGGGACGGUGGCCGGGCUGGAGGGCGCGGCGGCUCAUUCCGCGUUUUCUUUCCCGCAUCCCCGCAGCCGCUACUAUGCGGUACAACGAGAAGGAACUGCGGGCCCUGUCCCAGCAGCCGGCCGAGAUGGCGGCCGAGUUGAGCAUGCGAGGACCCAAGAAAGGCAGCGUGGCCAAGCGGCGGCUGGUGAAGCUGGUGGUCAACUUCCUGUUCUACUUCCGCACCGACGAGGCAGAGCCCCUCGGAGCCCUGCUUCUGGAGCGCUGCAGAGUCGCGCAGGAAGAGCCCGGCGGCUUCUCCAUCAGCUUCAUCGAGGACCCAGAAAGGAAGUAUUACUUUGAGUGCUGCACCCAGGAGCAGUGUCAGGAGUGGAUGGAGGCUCUGCGUCGGGCUAGCUACGAGUACAUGCGGAGAAGCCUCAUCUUCUACAGGAAUGAGAUCCAGAAGAUGACAGGCAAGGAUCCCCUGGAGCAGUACGGCAUAUCUGAGGAGGCCAGGUUCCAGCUGAGCAACUUGCCAAGGGACGGGCGGGCAGCUUUCGUCGGUCCCUGGCUGGAUGAACUAGAUUAACUCCCUGCCAGACCCUGCCCUGGGUUCCCUGGCCACACCUGCGCCUGCCAUGGGGGUAUUUGGGCUCAAAGCCUGAGGCUGGGCAGGGGCUGCAUUUGUGUAGAAACCCAGUAAGUACCCCAUCCCUGUGCCUUGAGACCCACCAAAGGGUUCUGGCAUCUGGGUGUCAUGGUCUGCUGCUAUGCCGAGUGCCCGUGCCCAGAGGGCUGGGUGUGUACCCGGUUGGCAAGGCCUUCCAGUCCUGCACCAGCUGAAUGUAUGAAGCUAAAGGGAAGCUGUGAAUGGUAAGGGUCUCCCCCUGCCAGCUGUGAACUCCACUUCUGCUGAUGGGAGAUGGAGUGGUCCUGGCUCUGGGUCACUGCACUCACUGUUUUCAAUAAAGGUACCUCUUUUCCAAA
Molecule: messenger RNA, 1005 nt
Organism: Octodon degus (degu)
Lineage: Eukaryota; Metazoa; Chordata; Mammalia; Rodentia; Octodontidae
Gene: Plekhj1
Product: pleckstrin homology domain containing J1
Exons: 6
Coding region: 113-607 (164 amino acids)
Biological process (GO): endosome organization; retrograde transport, endosome to Golgi; receptor recycling
Cellular component (GO): early endosome; recycling endosome; trans-Golgi network
Source: RefSeq, a predicted model, not a curated record